Messenger RNA from Talaromyces amestolkiae, 1284 nucleotides. RefSeq lists its product as uncharacterized. NCBI's taxonomy places the organism in Eukaryota, Fungi, Ascomycota, Eurotiomycetes, Eurotiales, Trichocomaceae. The record is from RefSeq and is a predicted model, not a curated record. The coding region runs from base 1 to 1284 and encodes 427 amino acids. The transcript has a single exon.
AUGGUUGGAUUCCCAUUGCAGGAUUCCAGCAACCGUGAAGAGAUAGUUCAGGCACUGGAAUCUGCGACUCUUAAGCUCACCACGGCUAUUCCAUGGUUGGGUGGCAAGGUUGUCAACGUGGGUAGUGGACCGGAUAGCAGUGGUAUCUUUCAAAGUGUUCCUUGUGAAGAAUUCUCGCCUCCGAACUCGAUCCUCCGUGUGAAAGACUGCACGGACCUUCUUUCCCCGUAUGCAGAAAUUGUGGCUGCAAAGGGACCAGCAUCUAUGCUAGAUGGCGCAGUGAUUGGACCGAAGAAUGCUUUCCCGCUCAGCUACGAGGAUUCUGAGACAGAUCCCGCACCAGCUUUGCUUAUCCAGGCCAGUUUCUUGAAAGGCGGUCUCAUUUUGGAUAUGGCCGCCCAGCAUAACAUGUCUGACGGCGGUGGUAUUCUUGCAAUGCUUAAUGUAAUCGCAACAGCUCUUCGUGGAAAGGAGAUCCCUGCUAGCACGAUUGAAGCGGCAAAUCUAGACCGCAGAACAGUGAUUCCGCUUUUGGGCCCGGAAGAACCUUUGCUUGAUCAUAGCCACUUAAUCAGACCUCCUCCUCCAGCUGUGAGACCACCACCGCCUUCACCUUUGACCUGGUGCUUCUUUCGCUUCUCAGCCGAGAAGCUGAAUGCUAUCAAGGCGGAAGCAAGUGAUCCUGCUCAUUUGACGGUGCCAUUUAUUUCGCGUGAUGACGCACUAUGCGCUUUUCUCUGGAAGCGUAUCACAGCCGUCCGUUUGCGUCGGCGCCAAACACCAGAUGAUACGUCUAAGUUCACAAGAGCAGUCGAUAUCCGUAAAAUUAUGGGAAUUCCAUUCGAUUACAUGGGCGUCUCAGUAUCCAAUGCCAGCACUUGGCUUUCUUUCCAGCAAGUGACCAGCCUACCACUGGCAGCAGUAGCUUCAGAGCUACGUAAGACAUUGAAUGAGAUAGAUGCGAAGUUUGUGCAAAGCUUCACUACCUUUGUUUCGCGUCAAAAAGAUAAGAGGAACAUCGCCUAUGCGGGUAAGUUCAACUCCGAUACCGAUAUGGGUACUUCUUCCAUGGCAUCUGUACCACUUUACAAGGCGAACUUCGGUCUUUUGGGACAGCCAACCCUCGCUCGCCGACCGACGUUCGCGCCCAUUCCAAGUACCAUAUAUGUCAUGCCGCAAACACUUCAGGGCGACGUGGAUGCACUUGUUUGUCUUGGAGAGGCGGAUAUCGCAGCACUGAGAGAUGAUACUGAGUGGGCAUCGUACGUAGAAUAUAUUGGUUAG